AUGUCUUCUCCGGCAAAAACAGUUCGAUCACCAACAAUGACAAGUAUUUCAACAUUAGGAAAUACUCCAGGUGGUGGUGAUAUUCAAGAUGAUUUUCAAGCUUUUCAAAUGCGUGCAGUUAUACGUGAUUUUAAAUUAACUGCAGAAUUCUUUGCAUCAAACGGUGAUGUUGUAUUAAUAUGCGGAAGAAGUAAUCAAGAAAAACAAGGCAUGUUAUUAGUAUCCUAUGCAAUACCAUCAACAGCUAUAUCCUUAUCAGUAUCUGUACGUUUACUGAAAGUAAUAAAAUUAACAAAAAAAGUUGUUUUACAACUUGAAACAAUACCAAUAUUCAAAUUAGCUUUAUUAUUAGGUGAUGGAGUUGUUAGUUUACUUGAUAUCGAUUCACUUGCGGAAAUUACGUCUGUACCAGCUAACAAUAUUUCAUUAUUUACAACUUGGUAUGAGGCUGCAUCAAAUCCAUCGACACCUACAUCAUCCAUUUCAAAUAAUUCUAUAUCAGUUCCUAGUGAACUUCGAAUAUGUGUUGCAACAAAACGUCGUACACUUGUUUUCUAUAAAUGGUUACCUCAACAACGACGUUUAGAAGAAAUUAAAGAUCCACGUGGUGCAUUCGAUAUCAUAGAUAUACCUCGUGCUUUAGCAUUAUCACGUGAAAAAGUUUGUAUUGGUUAUAAAAAAUCAUAUGUUAUUAUGAAUCUUGCAACUGGUACAAAUAUUAAUGAAUUAACAUUUACAGGAGCACAAGAACCAGUUAUAAAUUGUCUUAAAGAUCGAUCACAAUGGUGUAUACAAAUGGAAGCAAAUACUGUAUUUUUAAAUUCAAAUUUUGAACCAUUAUAUGAAAAUGGUAUUGUAUGGAAAGAUAUUCCAUCUGCUGUUGUUCAAUCAAGUCCAUACGUAUUAGCAUUAAUGAAUCAAACAAUUGAUGUUUGUACAUUUAAUGGUUCACAAUCAGUACCUGUUCAACAUAUUCCUCAUAAAAAUACAGCCAUAGGAAAAUGUCGUUUAUGGAUGGAUGCACAAACGGAUAGAAUUUAUGCAGCAACACCAACAGAUGUUUGUCUACUUGAACCAAUCCCAGUUCAAAUACAAUUAACAAAUUAUACGGGCAUGUAUAGAUAUGAUUUAGCUUUAAUUCUUAUUCGAGCUGUACUUGGAAUGUCGGUUUCAUCAUCACAUGAUCAAUCAAGAACAGGUGAUGGUCAUGCAAAAGGAAAUCUUGAUACAACUAUAAUGCCUAAAGUGAUAACAUUUGGAAAUGAUGAACAAUCAUCAUCAUCAUCAUCUCGUUAUAAUCCAACGAAUGAAUCAUCUCAAAAUCUAGAUGAUACAGCACUUUGGCAUGAAUAUUAUCGUGUUGGUACAAUGUAUGCAUUUCAAUUAUUUCAUAAACAACAAUUUGAACAAGCUUUUGCUGAAUUUAAUGAAUAUUUAACUGAUCCAGCUGAAAUUAUUCCUCUAUUUCCAUUAUUAUCAAGUAAUACAUGGUUAAAAAAUGCAUCUAAUGAAUUAACGACAUUUGUUAAACAACAUCGACAUUUUUCUGAACCAGCUGAUUUUGUUGGAGUAAAAUUUGAAAAUGCUCUGCGAGAAUUACAACAUUACCUCACUGAUUUACGUCGAGUUUUUCAAACAAUUUUUCGACGUUCGCCAGAUUCAUAUCUUGAAGUUCAAUCACUUGUUCAAAAUCGUCUUAUAUUAAAACCUGUUCGUGAUUUAUUAAUGAUUGUUGAAACCGCUUUACUUAAAGCUUAUUUAAUAACGAAUAAUAAUACAUUAGCAAAUGCAUUACUACGUAAUCAAGAUAAUUGUUGUUUACCAUCGGAAGUUGAAAGUGAACUUAAAAAACAUCAUCGUCGAAUCGAAUUAGUUUCAUUUUAUGAAAAACAAAAUCGUCAUCAAGAAGCAUUAAAAUUAAUUACAAGUACAGAAGCAUUAUCAUCACGUGAAAAUAUUCUAAAUUAUUUAUCAAAACUUGAUAAUGAUCAAUUACAAUUAAUUUUUCAAUAUGUUCAACCAAUGAUACAAUCAGCUUUACAUGAACCAGAUAAUGACAAGAUACUUCAUGAAAUAUUAACAUUAUUUAUUGGUGAAUCAACACCGACAACUGAUACAUCUCAAAUACAAACAAUUAAACUUGAACCUAUGGAAGUUUAUAAAUUUUUAAAUGGAAUAGAUCAAGAUUUUGCUAUAAGAUAUAUGGAACAUAUUUGUUUGAAACCAGAACUUGGCUCUAAACAACGUGAUAUUCAUAAUCGUCUUGUUUAUGCAUAUUCUGAACGUAUUAAACAAUUAUCGGAUAAACUAAAACCAAUGAUUAAAGCAAAUCAACAAGAAGUUUAUACAGACGAUGAUGUUAUUGCCACGCGAACAUCAUCUGUUGAUGCGGAAAAAUAUUCUGCAAUAUCAACAAUAAAAAAACAAAAAACUGAAUAUGAAGAAAAACUAAAAUUCUUUUUACUUAAUCGAAAUUGUCAGUGUGAUUUUGAAGUAUUAGAAGCUUAUUUUCCACGACAACAAACCAAUCCAGCAGAUGAACAUCUAUUUAGUUUACAUUAUGCUAUUGUACUAGGAAAAUUAGGACGACAUCAAUUAGCACUUGAAACAUUUGUUAAACAUGGAUUUUAUACAGAUGCUGAACGUUAUUGUGAAACAAUUUAUGCUAAUGGUGAUAUUCAAUUAGCUCGUGAACUUUAUCGUCAAUUAAUUGAACAUUAUUUAGAAAAAAGUAAUGAUGGAAGUUUAAAUGAAAAUAGUUUAAAAACAAUCUUACGUAUUGUUAAUAAUGCAUCUGAACGUCUUGAUCCUGUUGAAGCAUUAAAAAUUUUACCCGGACAAUUAAAAUUAAAUAGUAUGAAAGAUUUUAUCGAACAAUCAAUACAAACAUGUUCAAUGAAGAAACGUAGUUCACAAAUCGAACGAAGUUUACUUUUUAUAAAAUUACUUCGUACACAAUCGAAACGUAUCGGAAGUGAAAAUCAAUCAUUUAUUAUUGAUGCUGAUUCUCAAUGUGCUCGAACAGAUUGUACACAACCAAUAACAGCAACACAAGCUGUUCUAAGAUUUCCAAACCAUAAAAUAGUUCAUUAUCAUUGUAAAGCAAAAUAUGAAAAAGAACUUGAAGAACGACAUAAGAAACAUUAUUAA
This is a messenger RNA of Adineta steineri, 3150 nucleotides long. Lineage: Eukaryota; Metazoa; Rotifera; Eurotatoria; Adinetida; Adinetidae. The record is from the annotation of a GenBank genome assembly.